CCUCCCCGCCAUGCCCUCGACCGUUUCUUACUUAUACAGACCGUAGCCGCCAGGCAUUUCAUGCCCCUCUCCUCUUGAUACUUCCCAGAACCAAAAAAACUCUCUCUCACUUUUCCCUAUACCCCGUAGCGUUUCAUCGUUUAAUCAGAUCUUCCCUUUUUCCAGUAUCAUCUCGCUCGGCAAGUUAGAACAAUCGCAAGACUAUAUUUUUUAUAUUUACACACUAUAACGAAUUCCGGCAACGGGCAAAACAACGAUUAUAUAUCCCCAGACUCAGAGAUUUUGAAACGAGAAACAAGACAUCGUCGCACUAUCACCCUCGCGCAUUACCACUUUUGUCGCAAGACGCCCGGAGCCAUGGCGAGUCGCCAGCAGGCCAGUAGUAGCCGGCGCGCAUCCCAACUCUCGCAGCAACGCACCGCCGCCCUCCCCCCGCUCGACACCCGCGGCGAGAUGUUCCAAAGGGGCCAGCAUGGGUCCUUCUUCGACAUGAAGGCGCUGGCGCCUCGGCCGAUGUCGUCGUCGACGGAGAUGUUUGACACAGACUUCGAGGAUGAUGGCAGCGAGAUCGAGGAGGGCGAAUACUCACCUAGGAUCAGCAUUAACUCCGCUGGACGGAGGAGUCAGACUACACUGUCCUCAUAUGAGGAUCUGCCGACGCCAAAGUCAAAUAGCUUCCAUGGCUUUGACUUCCAACUCCAGCAGACUACGGCGCCGGCGCCGGGCAAGUCAGUAGAAGGACCAAAGGGACCACAUCUGUUCAGGAUCUCCCAGGAGGUGACGCCCGAGGAGGAGUACUACCUGACAAUGUCGCCGGUAACCCCGCGAUACCCACCGUCGUCGCGGCCCGAGACAGCAUUCAGAGUCCCGUCGUUGCCAUACCCACAGCCAGAGCUGAAGCAUAGGCCAAUCAGCACGCUGACUGCAGCGGUGACGAAGCUGAAUAAGAUGGAGGUAGCCAUGUGGACGCCUCGCCAGGUGGCGAGGUGGAUGUACCAUGCAGGGUUCGAGCCAGCUAUUGUAGAGAAGUUCGAGGAGAACGAUAUCUCAGGCGAGAUCUUAACCACCCUCAAGUUUGAAGACCUCCGAGAACUCGACAUCCAGUCUUUUGGCCAGCGUCACAAGCUAUGGGCUGAGAUCCACACUCUCCGCGGCGAUGCAGUGGGCGCGCCAACGUCGCCAACUGAGAUCGACUGCGGCUCGAGCGACGAGGAUGAGCGCACGCACAAGAAGUCCAAGCCGCGCAGGAAACACAAGAAGUCCAGCUUUGAGGAUAUCAUCUCCCCACUCGAGUCCGUCUCCAUCGUCGGCAUCGAGCAGCUCAUGCCCAAGGCGCACAAGUGCUCCAAGGGUGAGAACUGCUCGCGUUGGAAGAAGCAACAGCGCCUCAUCCAGCAAUUCAAGAUGGGCCACCCCGUCAGUCCAGACGGCGGCAUGAUCCUCAUCGCCGGCGACCCAGGCAACCCCCUCACAGCCGAAGCCGUGCGCCCCUUCUCCGAAGCCCAGCCGUCCGUCGUCGCCUCCUCCGACCUCCUCGGCCCCGGCGAGAUCCCCUCCUUCUCCCACAUCGACCCCGAGCAACUCGCCGCCCUCACCUCGCGCGACCCCCAGGAUAACGUCAAGCAAUUCCUCAACUUCCAACACGUCGACCAGAACUGGUCCUCCGAGGAACCCCCAACUCCACCAUACGAGAUGUUUCCCUCCCUCCCCGCCCCCCUCCAACACUCCGCGCAACCAACCCACCCCCUCACCAACCUCCGCAACCUCCCCAAACUCGCCAUCCCCCCUCCCCGGCCCCCGCGCUCCGCAUCCGCAAUGGCCUUCUCCCCAGGCCCCAUGGACCGCGCCGAAGCCCUCUCCCCCGACCUCCGCAGCGCGCGCGAGCGCCAACCGUACCGCUUCGGCACACCAGCCUCAGACAUGGACGUCCCCGUCACAGCCAUCAACCUCGGUCCCAUCUCGCGCGACGCCUCCCAAUCCGUCCCACCAAACAUGUCAUACCGCAACAACGUCCCCGCCGCCGGCCCACCUCUCUCCCGCUCAGCAUCCCGCUCCUCCCGCCGCCCCUCCUACCAAGCAGGCCUCCCGCGCCUCGACGAGGACCCCGUUGUUGCGCCUCCUCGGCCUCACCGCUCCAGUGUCCUUGGCCCGAUCUCGCCCCCGCGCCAGGUCGUGGCUUCAAACGCAUAUUCACCUGUUCGUGCGCCCACUGAGCGUUCUACGGACGACUUGGGACACCAGGGGUGGAUGCGCAAGCGCAGGACCCGCAUGUUGAGACAUGAGUGGCAUGAGCACCACUUCACGCUGCGCGGAACGCGGUUGGCGAUGCACAAGGAUGAGCGCGCGCGCGAGGUCCUCGAGUCUAUUGAUGUGGACGACUACGCUGUGGCGUGCAGCUCGCUUGCGUCGUCGAAGAUCAACACGGCGUUUAAGGCGAUGAAUAUUAAGUUAGGGAAGAAAGAGGAGGAGGGCGCGUUUGCGUUCCAGCUCAUCCCCGCGGUGGUGGAGAAGGCGGAGAAGUUGAGGAAGAAUAGGGAGAGUGGGAUUUUUGGGAGCAGCAGUGUGGAGAAGGAUAAGGUCAAGACGCAUCAUUUUGCAGUGAAGUCGAGGGAUGAGAGGAUUGAUUGGAUGAGAGAGCUUAUGCUUGCGAAGGCGCUGAAGCAGAAGGGCGAGGGCUUCGAGGUCAAUGUCAAUGGCAAUAUGAUCUAGGUUGCGACAGACUGAAGUGGUGUGUUUUUUUUGUUUGGGUUCUUUGGGUAGUUAAUGUUAUCUGCUCGCAUAUUUAGCGGUCCUUACUGUUUGUGGUCGAGGUUUAUUAUUACCCUACUUUUUCUUGGAACGGCUUCGCGGCCUGGAUGGAGCAUGGAAUUGGAUUUGGAUUGGACCUGGAUGGGAUGGGGAUGAGAUAUAGCCAUGAAGAUUCGUGAUAUACAAUCAUUACUUUAGUAUAGGAAAUAAGAAAUCAGAGAACAUACUCCAAAAUCUUCACUUUUAGGUGCAAAUGCGUUUUCUGGUGCAUACUGGAAGGCGCGACCUACUUG
Messenger RNA from Pseudogymnoascus destructans, 3041 nucleotides. RefSeq lists its product as uncharacterized. The record is from RefSeq and is a predicted model, not a curated record. NCBI's taxonomy places the organism in Eukaryota, Fungi, Ascomycota, Leotiomycetes, Thelebolales, Thelebolaceae. Gene Ontology annotation, molecular function: protein binding. The coding region runs from base 358 to 2709 and encodes 783 amino acids. The transcript is spliced from 2 exons.